AUGGCUGGUAUUCUCAAGAAACCAUUCAAACUAGCGCUGAUACAACUAGCAUCAGGUGGUGACAAAGCCGCCAAUCUAGCCCAUGCAAGGUCCAAAGUUAUCGAAGCAGCAAAAGCUGGCGCCUCCAUGAUAGUUCUUCCCGAAUGCUUCAAUUCUCCGUAUGGCUGCCAAUAUUUCCCCAAAUACGCCGAGACCGUUCUCCCGUCACCCCCUUCCAAAGAGAGAUCACCUUCAUGGCAUAUGCUAUCCUCGGUCGCGGCAGAGACAAAGACAUACCUCGUUGGUGGAAGCAUACCGGAAUUCGUACCAGAGACGAAAGAAUACUUCAACACCUCAUUGGUCUUUGGCCCCACGGGCAAGCUUCUGGCAACACAUCGCAAGGUACACUUGUUCGAUAUUGACAUACCUGGGAAAAUCAAGUUCAAAGAAAGUGAUGUUCUAUCUCCGGGAAACAAGGUGACCAUAAUCGAUCUUCCAGAGUAUGGUAAGAUUGGCCUCGCCAUAUGUUACGACGUUCGCUUCCCGGAACUUGCCACGAUUGCGGCGAGAAAAGAUGCUUUCAUGUUUAUCUAUCCAGGAGCAUUCAACACCACAACCGGUCCGAUGCAUUGGUCUUUGCAAGCUCGAGCUAGGGCGAUGGACAAUCAGUUUUACGUAGCUAUGUGCAGUCCUGCCCGGGAUCUGGAGGCAUCGUACCACGCUUAUGGACAUUCCAUGAUUGUGGAUCCAAUCGCGGAAGUUCUGGCCGAGGCAGAGGAGCAUGAAGAUAUUGUCUAUGCCGAAAUCAACGGCGCGAAGAUUGAAGAGACCAGGAAAAACAUUCCCAUCUAUACACAGAGGAGGUUUGAUGUUUACCCCGACGUUAGCGCUGGAAAAGUGCGCUACGAGGAUGACAGUAAUGGAAGUCAGGCAUAG
Molecule: messenger RNA, 915 nt
Organism: Capronia epimyces CBS 606.96
Lineage: Eukaryota; Fungi; Ascomycota; Eurotiomycetes; Chaetothyriales; Herpotrichiellaceae
Product: nitrilase
Exons: 2
Coding region: 1-915 (304 amino acids)
Biological process (GO): oxaloacetate metabolic process; L-glutamine metabolic process
Cellular component (GO): mitochondrion
Molecular function (GO): omega-amidase activity
Source: RefSeq, a predicted model, not a curated record